AUAUAAAUACCAUACCAAAUUGUUUGCUUCAGACUCAAGUCACCCAAGAGUCACAAUGAAUAACAAUAAGACAGCAAUCCCAUUCUUAUUCAUCUCUUUGUUCCUUCUAGUCUCGGCUGCUGCGGUAACAACCGGGGCAGAAGUAAAACACGUCAAAGACACAAACGGAAACCCAAUUCAGAGACAGACCCAAUACUUCAUCCAACCAGCUUCAGGCAAGAAAGAAGGCGGUCUUGUCCCAACAAGCAUUGACUUAGCCCAUUCGUGUCAACUAGGUGUUGUCCAAACAGUCCUUCCAUUUCAACCAGGCAUACCUAUUACUUUCUCUACUCCAUUCUUCGACAUAGGCAAUGAUAUAUGGAUAAACACGAACCUAACAAUCGCUUUUGAGUCACUGAUCUGGCCAUGCCCUUCCUCAAAGAUAUGGAAAGUUGAAUCCUCGUCGUCGUGUACCAACAAGCGUUAUGUAACGACUGGUGGUAGCUCUAGCAGGAAAGAUAGCUUUUUUAGGAUUCAGAAAUAUGGAAACGAACAAAAUACUUACAAGCUCGUUCAUUACCAGAGUUACUCGGCUAUAAACGGUAUUAAGAGUGUUGGUACCACCACCAGCUUUUACGGUGACCCCAUACUUGUUCUUAACGAUGAUGAUGACGAUAACAAUGCCUUUCCAGUUAAGUUCCGUAAGGUUGAGACAUCCACGGAUAAUUUAUUUCAGAAUUUUAGUCUAAGAAUGCUUCUGAGACUAAUGUUUAGUAAGUUGUAUUAUGGAAAAUAAUGGGUGGAAACAGCAUAUCAACCAACUAAAUGUAAUGAAAAGUUAUAUAUGUAUUUGUCAUUUAUGAAGUGUCCUU
Brassica oleracea var. oleracea is the source of this 851-nucleotide messenger RNA. RefSeq names its product endogenous alpha-amylase/subtilisin inhibitor-like. Lineage: Eukaryota; Viridiplantae; Streptophyta; Magnoliopsida; Brassicales; Brassicaceae. The coding region runs from base 56 to 775 and encodes 239 amino acids. Gene Ontology annotation, molecular function: endopeptidase inhibitor activity. The record is from RefSeq and is a predicted model, not a curated record. The transcript has a single exon.